ACUUCCCGUGUGCUUUAGAUUUAAAGGACGAAACCAACCACUUGGCACCAAAAAACUUCUCUUUCUUCGCUCUUCAGUUGUGAUCAUCAUUCUCUGUAUCGCGUAGAGUUGGUGGUGAUUGAAGAAAGAGUAAUGGUUAUGAACUUCACCUAGAUACUCUGAUCCUGCUGCCUAAUAUUGGGUAAACGUCGUCGUCUCUGUUUCUGGAUUCAAGAACUGUAACAUAAUCUAUUCUCAAGUCACGGGAUUUGAUUCAAUGGCUUCUUCAGAAGUAUCUACUUGUGCCAAGAAUAUUCCAAAACCUCCUCCUCUUCCUCGUGUAACCUACCGUGGCCUCCAAGCUUCCAGAAGCAAACCCUCGAGCUCAUCAUCACGCCUUGUGCCCCGAGAAACAGUGGAGACCUGGGACAAACUUUUCAAACAAGGAACUGGAGCAGAUACAUACGUUGAAGUUGACAACAAGUCUCAUUUUCUAGCCCAUUCAUACAUCCUGGCUGCAGCUUCACCUGUUAUGCCACAGCUUCUACACCAAUCGAGGGAUAAAAAAGGAAAUUCACACCUCAAGUUCCUUGGAGUGCCUCAAGAAGCUGUCUACAUGUUCAUUCGGUUUCUCUACUCUUGCAGCUACGAGGAGGAGGAGAUGAAGAAGUUUGUGCUCCCUUUGUUAGUUCUAUCACACUGCUACUCGGUGCCAUCUCUCAAAAGAGUCUGCGUAGAGGUUCUCGGUCAAGGAUGGAUCAACAAGGAGAAUGUGAUCGACGUGCUACAACUAGCACGAAGCUGCGACGCCGCAAGGAUCAGCUUUCUAUGUACUUCAAUGGUCAUCAGAGACUUCAAGUCUGUAUCUUCAACGGAAGGGUGGAAAGUGAUGACACGUGGCGAUCGUAAGCUAGAGCAAGAGCUUCUUGAGGCGGUGGUGGAGGCAGACGCUAGGAGGGAAGAGAGGAGGAAGAAAGUGGAGGAGAGGAGAAUGUAUUUGGAGCUUUAUGAAGCUGUGGAGGCUCUUGUUCAUAUAUAUAGAGAAGGUUGUGGGACGAUAGGGCCGAGAGAUAAAGCGCUUAAAGGAAGGGAAAGCGUGUGUGAGUUCUCGGCUUGUAAAGGUGUUGAAGGUGGGCUUAGGCAUUUCCUGGGAUGCAAGUCUAGGGCUUCGUGUGGUCAUUGUAAGCGGAUGUGGCAGCUUAUUCAGCUUCACUCUUGUCUCUGUGAUGGGUUUGAUUCUUGCGAGGUCCCUCUCUGCCGGAACUUGAAGGAGCAAAUGAAAAAGAUUAGCAAGAGAGAAGAGUCUAAAUGGAGAUUGCUUGCGGAGCACGUUAUUGCGGCUGGAAACAGACUUGGUCCAUUCUCUUUUUCACGCCGUUCUGCUUUGAUAUAAGAUAGGCUUUAGAGUCACUGAAGUGUAAAUAUAUACAAGGGAGAGAGCAAGGUGCACAAUAGUGGUUUUGGAACAUUGUCUUAACCAUGUUGUUGGUUACUUCUCUAUAUACAUGACGAGUCUUGAUCUUUGAGUCUUUGACAGUGUUGUAAAGAAGUUUUCGCACAAUCAUACAAUUUUUUUUUAAAAUGUAUACAAUGUGUUGUUCAUAUCAAAGU
This is a messenger RNA of Brassica oleracea var. oleracea, 1590 nucleotides long. Its product is annotated as BTB/POZ and TAZ domain-containing protein 3-like. The record is from RefSeq and is a predicted model, not a curated record. Bases 257 to 1372 code for a protein of 371 amino acids. Gene Ontology annotation, molecular function: protein binding. The transcript is spliced from 4 exons. NCBI's taxonomy places the organism in Eukaryota, Viridiplantae, Streptophyta, Magnoliopsida, Brassicales, Brassicaceae.